UGUAUUGGGAUACCCCUCCAAAUCAUUGGAUUCAGGUGUUCCAAUCACCUCCCAUGGCCACAGGUGUAUAAAAUCAAGCACCUAGGCAUGCAGACUGCUUCUACAAACAUUUGUGAAAGAAUUGCUCUCUCUCAGGAACUCAGUGAAUUCAAGCGUGGUACCCUGAUAGGUUUGCCACCUGUGCAAUAAGUCCACCUGUGAAAUUACCUUGCUACUAAAUAUUCCACGGUCAACUGUUAGUGGUAUUAUAACAAAGUGAAAGCAACAACAGCAACUUAAAAUGACAAAGCGAGGCCACGUAAACUGACAGAGUGGGGUCAGUGCAUGCGGAAAUGCAGUUGUCAACUGCCUACAGAGUCAAUAGCUAAAGACCUCCAAACUUCACGUGGCCUUCAGAUUAGCACAACAACAAUGCAUAGAGAGCUUCAUGGAAUGAGUUUUCCAUGGUCGAGCAGCAGCAUCCAAG
Messenger RNA from Staurois parvus, 466 nucleotides. The record is from the annotation of a GenBank genome assembly. Lineage: Eukaryota; Metazoa; Chordata; Amphibia; Anura; Ranidae.